UAGUCCCAGGUUCAGUCGUCUUUGCACCGGCAACAGCUCCGUCUGGAAGGUCAGACACACGAUGGCAGCUCCAAGGAAAGUCUGUGUGGUGGGCUCUGGUAACUGGGGCUCUGCCAUUGCCAAAAUUGUGGGUGCCAACGCUGCCAAAUAUGACAAGUUUGACACCACAGUAAACAUGUGGGUGUUUGAGGAGAUGGUGAAUGGCCGUAAACUCACAGAAAUCAUCAACACAGACCACGAAAAUGUCAAAUAUCUUCCUGGUCACAAGCUGCCCCCCAAUGUGGUCGCCGUUCCAGACCUGACAGAGGCUGCGAAGGGAGCUGACAUCCUGAUCUUCGUCGUCCCUCACCAGUUCAUUGUCAGAGUGUGCGAUACCAUCAAAGAUCACAUCAAGAAAGACGCUAUAGGAAUGUCUCUCAUCAAGGGUGUCGAUGCAAGUCCAGAGGGUCUAAAGCUGAUCUCAGAGGUCAUUCGAGCCAAACUGGGCAUCACAAUGACGGUCCUCAUGGGAGCAAACAUCGCCAACGAGGUCGCCGAUGAGAAGUUCUGUGAAACAACCAUCGGGUGCACAGACAAAGCACAUGGGCCCAUGUUAAAGGAGCUGAUGCAGACCACCAACUUCCGUGUGACUGUGGUGGAAGAAUCGGAUGUUGUUGAAAUCUGCGGAGCGCUCAAGAAUAUUGUAGCAGUGGGUGCAGGUUUCUGUGAUGGCCUGGGAUUUGGCGACAACACCAAGGCAGCAGUGAUUCGUCUCGGCCUGAUGGAGAUGAUUGCUUUCGCCAAGGUUUUCUGCACCAACUGUCCCGUGUCUCCGGCCACUUUCCUGGAGAGCUGCGGCAUCGCUGACCUCAUCACAACCUGCUACGGUGGACGCAACCGUAAAAUCGGGGAAGCGUUUGCCAAAACAGGAAAAACAAUUGAACAGUUAGAGAAUGAGCUGCUCAACGGUCAGAAACUCCAAGGUCCUGCAACAGCAAGUGAGGUCCAUCAAGUCCUGACACAGAAAAACAUGGUGGCAAAGUUUCCUCUUUUCACUGCUGUUUAUGAGAUCUGCUUUAACGGCCAUCCAGUCACAGAGUUUAUCAGCUGUUUGCAAAACCAUCCAGAGCACUUGUAAAGGACUGACACGCAGGCUGAUGAACACAAUGACUGUUCACUGAUUUAACUGUAUACACACUAGAUGAAAACAGACUGAAUGGAGAAAAUGAAAAAAACCUAGAGUGGAGUUUCUCUCCAUCUUCUGGAGCUGCUGUUGCUGUAUUACAUGUACUACUGUAAAACCAUACAUGUAUAGGUAUUUAUUUCUCAAAAACAUUUUACUAAUUUAAAGUAAACUUUCUUACACAAACCAAAGACCCUGUCAAGAAUAUGAAUGUACAAUGUACUGAUAAAAGUGCCUUAAUCUGCCUUUGGGCAGAGAUAUAGAUACUUAUAUUACUGAGCAAGAUUUAUUUUGGAAUAAAGGAUUGAACUAAUUGCU
Sphaeramia orbicularis (orbiculate cardinalfish) is the source of this 1480-nucleotide messenger RNA. Its product is annotated as glycerol-3-phosphate dehydrogenase [NAD(+)], cytoplasmic. Gene Ontology annotation, molecular function: protein homodimerization activity; glycerol-3-phosphate dehydrogenase [NAD(P)+] activity; NAD binding. The coding region runs from base 62 to 1117 and encodes 351 amino acids. The record is from RefSeq and is a predicted model, not a curated record. Lineage: Eukaryota; Metazoa; Chordata; Actinopteri; Kurtiformes; Apogonidae. Gene Ontology annotation, cellular component: cytosol. The transcript has 8 exons. Gene Ontology annotation, biological process: glycerol-3-phosphate catabolic process; carbohydrate metabolic process.